Messenger RNA from Babesia bigemina, 6819 nucleotides. RefSeq lists its product as hypothetical. The record is from RefSeq and is a predicted model, not a curated record. The transcript has a single exon. Bases 1 to 6819 code for a protein of 2272 amino acids. Lineage: Eukaryota; Apicomplexa; Aconoidasida; Piroplasmida; Babesiidae.
AUGGCGUCUUCGUUCGACUACGACGACCGUGACCGGCGGCUCCGCGGAGUCACGCCGGUAUUCAGCUGCGUCGCCUACUUCUUCGUGGGCAUCAGCGUGACCCUCGUAUACGCAUUAGGGUAUGUGUGCAGCAUCGCGCUGCUGGAUGGACUGGGGAUAAACGCUGAACUCUCCAACGCGUUUUACAAGACAAGGCAGCUGAUCAUAUUCUGCGCGUUCAUUGGGGCAUCCAUCGCGCUUCUGUUUGGGCUAGGAGGAAGGAUUUCCCUGGCUGUGGAACAAUGUAUGCUGACAGUUUGCUACUGCGGUGCCGCGGGGUACAUAUGGGCCAACAGCAGCGACCUGCACCUGCGGGUCAACAGUCUCAUGAGGUUCGCCCCGGCGACCGCCAUGCUGUCGGGCAUGGCGCAGACGGCGGCAAUCUACUGUAUGACAGAUUAUUCGAUGCCUGGGGGGGUGGCUUACACCUACUACCGUCUGACUGCGUUCUUCGUGGGAACUGCCAUGGCGGGGCCACUGCUAUCAUGCUGGUUCGUGGGCAACUGGCUGCUGGGAGGCGAUUCUAAGGAUGUGGCGAUGCUGUUCUACAUAUCACGGUCAAGGAUGCUGCUUAUGUUCUUGUGCUGCCUGGCGGCCGGGAUGUGCGCCAUCGCAGCUGCCUUCACCAUUUACAUGUUCCUCUGCUCCGGAGAGAAAACGUGCCUCGACAAGGAAUGCUGGUUCCCGCUAAUCACGUGCGCGCCAUGCCACAUCUCGCGUGACUCGCUGAAGAAGCAAAUCAACUCGCUCUAUGUGCCCUUGUUAUGGACGGCCAACCCGCUGUUCAUCGCGUUCGUCAUCGCAAUGACGCACAACUCGUCGAGUUCGGUCGAACUCGUGUUUACGCAGUUCAUAGUGUACGCUGUGGCUGCCAUCGCACCGGCGUGGUUAGCGUAUUUCGAGAACCCGCCGCCGCAGGGUGCGUUCUUCGGGCACAACGCGGCGAUGCGCCGCAUGCUGGGCGUCAAGUAUGCCAACCGGCGAGAGGUGCUCAAGACAACGGGUGCCGACGCAUUGUUGAGCGUUUGUCGUCAGGGUGGCAGAUUAAGUGGUGUUGCGACGUAUGAGGAGUCCAUAGGCAACUCUGGGAUGAGGGCCGUAUCGCACCUAAAGAAUCGCAAGCUGAAUGUAGCACGGGUAAGUAGCAAUACGCAGUGGACGCUUCUACAAGGAGAGUUGUGGGCGCAGUGGCAAACCCGUGAUGCGACGUAUCUUCUGUGCACCCAAGCGGUAGAGAAAAUCUAUCACACGCUCUACGAUCUGGGGAACCUGUACAGCGGAAGCCUGUAUGACAACGUCGACGAGAUCAUGAAGCAGUAUUGCGACUUCAUCAACUGCAAUGGGACGUUAUACGGCAUACCGUUCUCGAUCGAUCCGUCGUGGGACUCAAUACAGUUGCUGCAUAAAAUGCUCCUGCAUCAGAAGACCGUUCUGACCCUUCAGCUGGAGAGAACGGGCACCAUGUACGCCGAUGGCCUAACGGAACGAGUUGGCGUCGCUUCUUGCAGCUUUAUUAAUAGGAUACCUACUCUCGGCGAAUGCUGCGUGUCUAUCCUAAAGCCGAUUGUAAACACAAAAAAAGAUAAGGACGAACACCACGAACAUGGCAAAAUUACAAUAAAGCAUUCAGCGAAUGCGGGUAUAAGGGCCAUUUCCCACUGUUCGUGUUGCUUUUUGUCAACACAGGAAAAUAUCAGAAAGUUCCUGAAGAGUUCAAUCGGCUCAGUCAAAGAACGCUGCAGCAGCCUGUCGAAGGAUAUCUACAAUCAAGAGAUGUUCAAAGAGAGGGGAGACGCGCCGGAGAAACUAUCGUUAGAGUUAGAAAAAAGGCUUAUGUGCAUGCUCAGAAGUUUUUGUGAGUCGGUACUGCUUUUGAUCGACACGUUGUGCCUCAUAGAUGAGUUGCUUCUACUCCAGGAGUGGCUCUGUAGGUUAUGCUGGGAUGUAAAAGAUCUAUAUAGGAAACUGCAACAACGUCCGGAAUGUAGUUGUGAGGAGCAUGAUCAUGAUAGCGACUCUGAGCAUGAACAUGGAGAGGAACAUCACAGUGAUCAUGAACACCACGAUGAUGAUCAUGAACACCAUGAAGGUGAUAAUGCAGGUGAAGAGAGCCAUGAUGAAGAGGAUCAUGAUGACCAUGGGCACGGACACGGGCAUGGUCAUGGUCACGGUCAUCACCACGGCGGCGGCAGUGGGCAUCGCGAAAAGACACCGAAAUGUGUGUGGAAACUUCUCGAAAAGCUCGUCAAGAUGCUUUGCAAGGUUAUUGUAAUGAUGCACUCUUACAAAAAUGAGUUGAUCCGUAGGAUUGAGGAGAUGUCGAAGUGCCACGCCGGGUCUAAGCAUUCAGAAGCGCUGUACGAUGAUGAGUUGAGCGCUGUAGGGCUUAUGAACACAACACGGGUUAUGGUCAUAGUCACACGUUCAAUAUCUGACCUGCUGCAACUUAACGAAACCAUGGAAAAGCGAGGGGAAACAACGCAAUCUGACAAAAAAAGCAAGGCCGACUACUGCACUGGAGCAUACCACUUGCUCCUACCAUCUGCUGAAUAUCUGCAUGACAUCAUGACACGCAUGUUGUCGCCAGGCGAAACGUUUUUGGAGACCGUGAUGGACGAUGUGGUGUUCUGGUAUUCGGGACUUACCAACACAAUUGGACAGCUGUGCCCAGAUAUAGAACGUAAGGAUAAAUCCAGUUAUUCAUCCUUGUUUCAUAAAGAUAAGGAAGUAGAGAUGAAGAUGCCUAAAGAUGAAAUUUUGAAAGAGUAUGGCAACACAACGAAGGAAUUGUUAAAUGCCUGCCUAAAAGGUAGUGGGGAUACAGCUAGAUUGCUUGAAGAAAGAGUUAAAAAUUACAAGGAGUCUUAUGGAGCUGUAGGUGCAGACAGCAUGGAAAAAACAAAAUGCCUCUCGUCAAAAUCGUAUGCUUUUACUUCUCAACUAAACCCAUGUCUGAAAACAGUUGAACCAUCCAAGUCAGACACAUGCGAUUCUGCUGAGAAAAUUCAAAACCACGCCAAGUCAUGCAUUGAUCAUCUUGGAAAACUGCUGUCAUGCACUAAGGAAGCCACUGUCGAUUGCAGCAAAAUUGAUGAACUUUGUAAUCAGUUUGAUGUGAUUGCAUGCGGAGAAUCUCCUGUCGCGUCGUGCUCUGAAAAUUGCUGCAAAGAUGGAUCGGAAUCGUCGCGAUUUGCGGCUGUUUUAACAAAAUUGUUGGAGUGCGUUUCCAGCCUUGAAAAAUUGAAAUGCGAUGCGUCGACUCAUUCGGGCGCAGAAUGCAGCUGUUGCGCCGAUGAGCAAGGCUCUUUAGGAGCCAAAGAUAUAUGUAAUGCGCUAUAUGCCAUAUUGAGAUACUGUUUUUGUUGUGAUAACUGCACUCCGGGUACUUAUAAUACGUUGUCAUGUGGAGUGCUAUACAUUUUUCAUUCCGUAUGUACAUCUUCCGGCAAAGGUCUUAAGUGUGCUAAAUCGCCUCCUUGCUCCGUUAGUGGUUCAAUGUCUCAUCAAACCUGUUUAUGCUCGUCUUCAUCCCCCGAAUGUCAGCUCUGCGCGAAACUGAAGACGGUUUGCAGUGAUUCGAGCGACGAAUGUUGUCGGAAUCCAGUCUGUUGGAGGGAAAGGAUAAGAUGCUAUGUGCUUUGCGGCGAAACCUGUUGUAAUUCGCAUGAGAUGUCGAAACCUCUUGAUUGCGAGGGCAAUUGCGCGUGUAGCACAAAUACGUGCAACGAUACAUGUAAGUUGAGAGGCCUUUUUGAUUCUCUUUUCCAUUGUAAAACUUGUUUGCAAAACAGCCAAUCAUCAAUCCAGCAAGUUGAAGAUGCGCCUCCUGCUUAUAAGUGCAAUAUGAAGGAUUGCCAAUGUAAUAUUACCAUUGCUAUGAAAAGUGGUAGCAACAAGAAAAUGGGGACUACAUGUUGCAGCCAUAGACUAGGGUGUGCGCUGCGGAUAAUAACCGAUGAUGUAACUGCUCUCAAACAUAAUGCAAGUCAAUUAAAAGGUGGUUUGGAAAAGCUUACACAAUGUGCGGAGAAGAUAACAGAAAGCGUGAAGAAAGUGAAUGAAUCCUUAACUACUCUGUGCAAAUUGCUGCAAUUCGCUCACUGUGGCCUCCAAAAAAGGAUGGCUAAGGUGGGAAAGAUGUAUGAAGUUGCAAAUAAAGUACGUAUUGGAUUUCCUUGCUACAAAACUGAAAUCAAUCAAAUUGCGUUGGCUGAAAAGCAGGUGGUCGAUGUUCUGCUUAAACUGUUGGGAUUUUGUUUAAAGGUUGCACACCAACACAUUCUCUUUAUCCAAAACAUAACAUGGACUCUAGCCACUAUUACAAUGCAAUGCCUACGCCUGAAUUUCCUCAACAAGAAAAUCACGCGGAUAAAGGAGCAGAUAAACCGUGUUUGGCUCUCUUUAAUAGGCAUGAAAGGCAGUCAAAAAUCAGCGCUUGGCGUUGUCACCAGUUCGCCUGGAUUCAGUACCUUAAGCACGGAGGACAAAUUGAGUGUUGUGUACAACGCUCGACUGAAGGGUGAGCGUGCAUCGCAAAGGUUUAAACCAAACCUUGACAACUACUCUGACGCCACCCCAUUUGCCUGCCUCAAGUAUAUUUGGGUUUUGUUGUGCUUCUGGGCGGUCAUGGGGUUCUUCCACUGGUUUGGUGUACAGCGUUCUGUUGCCAACUCCAAAACGCUGUUGACUGCCAUUACGGCUUUGAGCGCAAUGCACUUGUCGUCAGCUGUUAUGAGCGGGACUUUGCACAGGGGAGCGGGGAAUGGAGCCGGUGGUAAGAUGGGAACGCGCAUCAAUCUCAUGGUGCUACUGGGUAUCGCGGUUAUCUUCAUUCUGUCUUGGAUUUCCAACAUCACCGGUACGUAUCGGGAUACGGCGAACUCCCUUAAUUAUGUAACCGAGAAGCUGCGCGUUGUUGGAAUCUAUGACAACGGUCAACCGCCAGCAACCCAGCUCAUCAAGAGCACGGUUACCAAGACGUUCCUCUCCGACCUUCAGAGCGCCUUUGGUAUAUGGGGACUUAGUGGGCCCUCACGUGCUGGGUCCAUCCCACUGUGGUAUGUCUUGGGGCCGUUGUCCCACACCACUGCCGGGGCCAACCCACAUUACACUAGAAGCAUCCCGAGGAAAGAGGUUACAUUCCACGACUUUCUUGUGAAUCAGUCAAUGAGGCCCAUAAAGUCGCUGGAAUGGGUGUUGAACCUGAUGUCGUUCCUGCAAUUGUUCCCGGAUGAUGCCCAGAUGAUCAACGUGUCCGCGCCGUUCAUGAGAAACCUCAACCCCGACGCGCAGCUGCUCUGGGUAGGUUGGGAGACAAACACGUACCUGACCGACAAUUUUAUGAACAGCAUGGCAUUCUUCCACAAUGUCCUGCAUGACCUAAACUUGGACUUGUUGGAUGAGUUGCAUCACUUGGGGAAAAUGGAAUACAAGCUCAAACUUAUAUCGCUGUGGAACACUUUCUAUAAGGGGCAGAGCGAUACAGUGCCUCUUCAGGCCACAAAGUUCAACGUGGAGCGCAACAUGGUUACAAGCAAGCAAAGGCAACUCCAACAGGAGGAAAUUGCCGUCCGGUACAUCAAUGAUUGGCAUAAAUACCACACUUGGCUCGCCAACUGCUCCAAGUACGUAUACGAGCGAAAACGAUAUUAUGAAAAACGCUUGGCGGAGGAAGAGGUUGCUGCCGAAACUGAUAUAGUAGAGGAGCCAAAAGUCACCGUGUCGUGGCUGGAAAGCGUUCGUCGCUCUUUCAGUUCCGGGGAAAGCAGUACUGACGUGUCGCAACCCACCCCUAAGGCUCCAAUUGCAACAGAAGACUGGGAUAGCGAUGGUGACGACAGCGAUUGUGGCAAUUCUGACCUCGACUGGGUGGAAUCACCCGGCUGCUGGAAACUGCGGAAGCGCAUUGCUGAGAGGUUUUCUGGAAAGAAGAACAAAUCAGAACGUGGCGACGCCAUUUCACAUAAUAAGAAUCCCGCAGCUCCAUCGCGGACAGGGGAUGGGUACCACAAGCGUGAUGAGAGGUAUCCAAACCUAGUGGAACCAGCCGACCCACUCGAGUGGCUGUUGGUAAACGAGCCAUGCACCGAAUGCGUUGAGCACUUUAAACGCCAGGGAUCGCAAGUCUUCUCCGAUGGAAGUGAGAAAGCCAUCUUAGUUCUCAGUACCGGUCGUCUCUACGAAGACAUCCAGGAUACGGGUGAGUUGCUAGAGGAAGCGGCAGGGUGGAGAAGGAAGAAGGAAGCUUUCUGCAACAAUUCAAGCGAAUUCCAGGAAGCGUGCCUGGCAGCCGUGAGGGAAACCUACGACAGGGUUGUGGAAUUCGCUGAGGAUGACAAUGAAGGCAACCUCGUGAAAUUGUUGCACGACACGAUAACGGAGAUGAAGGCCGCGAAGGGUGAUAGUCACACUCAUGAUCACAGUCACGGCCACGACCACGGUCAUGAUCACAGCCACAGUCACGGUGACGGUCACGGUCAUGGUCACAGUCACCACAAGAAAAUCAAAGCCCCAAAGCCCAAGGCAUAUCUGCCUUCAACGCUGCGGGACAAGAACGAAGUUGCCACCCUGUAUAGGGAGGCGUUGUUGACUGCACACCACGAGCAGUCAGGAAAGUCGAGGUCUGAGGCCUCGGAAAAGCACCGACGCGCCAUCGUGCGCGCAACACAAACGGAAGACCCAACUAGGGACUGGUGGCAGCUGCUCACUUGGAUGGGACAGUGGUCCAUCUUCAACGGCAUGCCGGUGUCACAGAGGGAUGUGCGCUACUUGGUUUUGUAA